Pseudogymnoascus destructans is the source of this 1186-nucleotide messenger RNA. RefSeq lists its product as uncharacterized. Gene Ontology annotation, biological process: regulation of transcription by RNA polymerase II. The coding region runs from base 20 to 1057 and encodes 345 amino acids. The transcript has 2 exons. The record is from RefSeq and is a predicted model, not a curated record. NCBI's taxonomy places the organism in Eukaryota, Fungi, Ascomycota, Leotiomycetes, Thelebolales, Thelebolaceae. Gene Ontology annotation, cellular component: nucleus.
GGAGGUGCCGUUGGAGGGGAUGGCGCAGGCGGUGGACUUGGAAGCGCUGGCGGCGGGAGCGCUGAGAGCGUUUAAUGCUGGGGAAGUGCCUGCUGCGAAACCGAGCCAUGCGGAGGAGGUGGGGGGACAGGUGGACGGCCACCAGCGGCAUAUGUCGUCUCCCAAGAUAUCCACUAUAAACGGGAAUCAUGAACAUCUCGCGCCGAUCCAGGAGGCGUCCCCGAAGGCCGAGAAGCUGACGAACGUUACCCUGCCGUCGAUCUCGUCGCAACUAGGCAAUCUAGGUGAGCUCAAGCAUCUGGCAGAUGCCGCUAUCACAGCAGCUGUCGAUACAGCCCCUCCCAACGGCCACCGCCACUCGAUAUCCAUCCAAUCUCCGCUGCAAACGCCUCUCUUCCGUGUAGGCGACCCAGCCCACCACCACCCACCAAGCCAGGUUCACACCUCACCACCACCCAUCUCCCCGCACGAAAGCUUCCACACCAUCCCCUCGCCCGGCCUGCCCGCGCCCCCAUUCUUCUUCCGGCGCCAAUCCCAAGUCUCAUACACCAGCGGCGGCGACUUCGCAGGGAAUGUAGCGGAUGCACCAACCACCGAUCACUCCGGGUCGGCACCCAACGGGAUCCCGGCCGGCAUCGACCGCAUGAGCAUCGACGGCAUCACGAACCCCCUCGUCGGCGGAUUCCAAUGCUCGUACCCCGGCUGCACGGCCCAGCCCUUCCAGACGCAGUACCUGCUCAACUCGCAUGCGAACGUGCAUUCGCAGAACCGGCCGCACUAUUGCCCCGUGAAGGGGUGCCAGAGGAGCGAGGGCGGGAAGGGGUUCAAAAGGAAGAAUGAGAUGAUUAGACAUGGGCUGGUGCAUGAGUCGCCGGGGUAUGUUUGUCCGUAUUGUAUGGAUAGGGAACAUAAGUAUCCGAGGCCGGAUAAUUUGCAACGACACGUCCGCGUCCACCACGUAGACAAAGACAAAGACGACCCCCUCCUCCGCGAAGUCCUCGCUCAGCGCCCCGAAGGACCCAGUCGAGGCCGCCGCAGGCGCGGCGGAAAUAAUUAACGAAAUUCUCUUUUUUACUCAUGUUACCCCUGUUUGCACACGGCGUUAAGAAAACCCCUCGACGAAACGCCAACUAUAUGUGUGGCCUACGAUCGAUCGUAGCCCCGCUCCGCCCCGCGAUUAGCAAAG